Molecule: messenger RNA, 1270 nt
Organism: Plodia interpunctella (Indianmeal moth)
Lineage: Eukaryota; Metazoa; Arthropoda; Insecta; Lepidoptera; Pyralidae
Product: visual pigment-like receptor peropsin
Exons: 7
Coding region: 119-1093 (324 amino acids)
Biological process (GO): G protein-coupled receptor signaling pathway; cellular response to light stimulus; phototransduction
Cellular component (GO): plasma membrane; photoreceptor outer segment
Molecular function (GO): G protein-coupled photoreceptor activity
Source: RefSeq, a predicted model, not a curated record
AAGUUGUCCAGUCUCCACAAUACCUUCACUAAUGUGGACGUCACUAUACAGCUAAAUGCGCAAAUUUCGGUAGCAAGUGUGGUGCACGGCGAUUAGUCAUUGGACGCUUGUGGUGACCAUGCAAUCUUUGUACGAUUUUAUGGAAGAUGAGUGUCCUUGGUAUUACUUCGAUAGCUCUUACAAGAUUCUGCUGGGCGUCUGUCUCUUUCUUUUUGGUGUAUUCGGGGUGCUGAUAAACGGCUGGCUUUUUGCCACGUUCAUCCACAGCCACCUACUCAUUUUCAAGAGCCACAUUCUAGUUCUCAAUCUUUGCUCCGCUUCACUCGGCAGGAAUCUAUUAGGGUUCCCAUUUUCUGGGGCCUCUGCUAUAGCAAAGAGAUGGUUAUUCGGAACUGCGUGCUGUCAGCUCUUUGGUUUUCUCAAUCAAUUCUUUGGUGUCUUUCAAAUGAUCGCAAUCCUCGCUUUAGUAUUGGAAAGAUAUAUUCAAGCAAAGUUCUACAGACAUGAAACAUUGCUCUAUCUACGGGUCUAUUGGAUUUUGACUGGAGCAUGUUGGAUAAUUUCAUUAGUUUUUGCUAUUCCACCCCUUUUCGGAUAUGGGGUGUAUUCUUGUGACGCUACAGGAACGAUUUGCUCCCUACAGUGGCCUUCUUUAUAUUCAGGACCAAAACAAAUUGGUUUCUGCUUACCUUAUGUCGUUAUCUGUGGAGUAGUACCAGUUGUAGCAAUAUUCUAUUAUAUGGGCAAGGCACUAAGACUAGAACAGAUAUUUUAUCGAAAUGAAGUACAAAGAGAGCAGAAACGUCUUACAAGGAGCACCCACGCAUUGACUGUGACUACUUUAGCUUUUUGGAUUCCGUCGGCAGUUCUCACUGGCUGGCAGUGGGUUUCUCUGUUGAUUUAUGGAUAUCGACCUCAUGUACCACCGGUUCUUGCUUUAAUCGCACCUAUUGCUUCAGAGGCAGCAACAAGCAUACCAGUUCUCUGUUACUUGGUAUCCGACGAGAGGCUCCGGGCCGCGUUGCUGGGUCGGAUGCGCAAGAAUUACUCACUUCUUCCUCCGAAGACAGCCUUGCGGUAUAACAGAGCUUAGCACAAUAGGAAUAGCUUCAGUGGUUCAUUAUUAUGAGGGUCGGCAGCAUGUCGCUGCUUUAAGAAGAGCAUGCAAAAGAUCCUGGCGCAACGAGGUCUGACGAAGAUGUAGACGGUGUUUUUGAAAUGUGUCCUAAAUAAAAAUAAAAUUUUAAGAUUUUAACUUGUUUCAAUUAUU